AGGGUGCUGUUCACCACCAGAGAGAAUGGAAACAAGCUCAUAGGCUCCUGGUCCUCGACCCAUACUGAGUCCAUCGCCCUGCUGCACCCAGAGAGCUCCGUCAGCUGCCUUCUGAGCUUCACCAGUGACGCUGUCGAGUUCUCCGCACAAAACACCAGCCUCGAUCCCAGUACCGGCUUCUACUCCUGCUCUCUGACAUUGCAGCCUCUGAGUGACCAGCAGACCCGGGUGCUGAGCCUGUCCAUGACCAUACCUGUUGGUGAUGGCUGGGGUGAAGGGCAGUGCUUUCUCUGGGGAGCAGGUCUGUGCCAGGCUGCCUGAGACAGGCCUGUAUUCUGACCAGACAGAGCCGCUGCUCAGAAACCUGCAGCCCAGCGCAGAGCUCACCGUCUACGGCCCCGCCGCAGUACUCGACAGCCUGAAGGUAUCGUCCAGUUCUCUGUCCAUCUCAUUUCAGGAGAGAGAGGUGUCCCACGGCUUCCCCAGUUUCUUGAAGUACAUGGUCAGUGCCUUGGACCCCCAGGCUAUAGCCUCAGUCUCCAUAACCAGCUCAUCCACUGGCCACACCCUCGUCAUCCCAGUCACUCUCAUCCAUGUGGCUGACCCCAGCACCACCAUGCAAGCUGCUGCUCCCGUGGUUACCAUGGAGGGAGCCCAUUUCCUGCAGCGCUUCAUAGACCCCUACCAGAUGAUGUUCUUCACCAUUUUCGCUCUACUGGCUGGCAGUUGCCACUUUCUUCCAGGAUACCCCGGCCAGGUCGAUUAGAAAGGCCUGCUCGCUGAAGUGUUUCAGGGAGCGUUUGACAGUGAUGAGUGGAGGUCG
Messenger RNA from Oncorhynchus gorbuscha (pink salmon), 823 nucleotides. RefSeq names its product nuclear pore membrane glycoprotein 210-like. The transcript has 4 exons. NCBI's taxonomy places the organism in Eukaryota, Metazoa, Chordata, Actinopteri, Salmoniformes, Salmonidae. The coding region runs from base 263 to 766 and encodes 167 amino acids. The record is from RefSeq and is a predicted model, not a curated record. Gene Ontology annotation, cellular component: nuclear pore.